AUGCUCCAAUUCGAACGCAGAUCAAUCGUAAAUGGGACCUCUUUGAAAAGACACGUCGGCCAACCCGUCAGUAUUCAUUUGAAGGUUGAUCGUGCCGAAGAUGGUUGCAAAUCGUUCAGCGGCAAAACGACGGACGGUGCUAAUGUUCAAGUGAUGCUAAUGGAACCACUGAAUGGUGCCUGCUCAGGAUGGGUAGAAAUAAUAGGCGUUGCUGGUCCCAACGACUCAGUUCGUGGCAAACAGAUUAUCACAUACUCUAACGUAGAUGGAGUUAAAACGGAGGACUUCGAUGUGGACGGACACAACAUGCUUUGCACAUUACUGUCGGUGUGUAAGGAACCAUUUUACAUGGGUUCAUAA
Anopheles marshallii is the source of this 360-nucleotide messenger RNA. RefSeq lists its product as uncharacterized. The coding region runs from base 1 to 360 and encodes 119 amino acids. The record is from RefSeq and is a predicted model, not a curated record. The transcript is spliced from 2 exons. Gene Ontology annotation, molecular function: single-stranded DNA binding; damaged DNA binding. Gene Ontology annotation, cellular component: DNA replication factor A complex; site of double-strand break; nucleus. Gene Ontology annotation, biological process: base-excision repair; DNA replication; double-strand break repair via homologous recombination. Lineage: Eukaryota; Metazoa; Arthropoda; Insecta; Diptera; Culicidae.